Podarcis muralis (Common wall lizard) is the source of this 969-nucleotide messenger RNA. The record is from RefSeq and is a predicted model, not a curated record. NCBI's taxonomy places the organism in Eukaryota, Metazoa, Chordata, Lepidosauria, Squamata, Lacertidae.
AUGGGGGGCUCCGGCACUGCGCCUUUGGCCUUUUGGGGGCUCCUGCUGGGGAUGCUGGUGGUCUUCGCUUCGGAGGGGCUGGGCAUGGAGGAGCCUCCAGAGCAUUUCCUGUACCAGGCGAAGGGCGAGUGCCACUUCUUCAACGGGACGCAGCAGGUCCGCCUCAUCGAUAGGCACUUCUUCGACCGGCAGGAGCUCUUCUGCUUCGACAGCGACCGAGGGAAGGUGGUGGCGGUGGCUGAAAUGAUGGAGUCCGACGUCAAGAGAUGGAACCAGGACAAGGUCUUCCUGCGGAACUGGAUGGCCGUCGUGGACAUUUGCCGGUACUACUACGGGAUCUACGAGCCAUUCUCCCAGGCCCGGCGCGUUCCCUUGAAGCCUCCAGGUCCCUCCCUGCCUAAAUCUCUGACCUUCCUUCCACAUCUCCCUUGCCUCCCUCCCACAGUCCAGCCCAAGGUGAAGAUCACCCCCACAGACAACAUUGAAUCUUCACCACACAACACUCUGCUGAUUUGCACCGUGAACCGCUUCUUCCCUGCGGGGAUCAAGAUCAAGUGGUUCAGGAACGGGAAGGAGGAGCCCAAAGUGUGGACCACGGACCUCAUCCGGAACGGGAACUGGACCUUCCAUAUUGAGGUGGUGCUGGAGACAAAGCCAGAACGUGGAGACGUCUACACCUGCCAGGUGGAGCACGCCAGCUUUGAAGGCCCCGUCACGGUGAAAUGGGAGCCACAGUCGGACUCUGCCAGGAGCAAGCUGUGGACGGGGAUUGUGGGGAUUGUGCUGGGGCUGGUCUUUGGGGCCACUGGACUCGCCCUUUACCUGAAGAACAAGAAAGGUGAGGGUGGGGUGCCAGGGGGAGAGGGAGGGUUGGGUGUGGGGCUGGACUGGGCUCCAGAUAUGAGGGAGAAAUUCAAAAGCAUCUCUGGCUCUGAAGCCUUUGAGCAGAGUACUGCAAAACAUUACUGA